AUGGUCGCAACCGCCAAAACCAUCAACAGUCUCGCUGGAGGCGCCCGACGACUGUCCAAACGACUUCUCGCCUCAUACCUUUUCGACUGGAUCCUCAUACUUGGCAUCGCAGGCUUAGGAGGCGGAUUCUCAAAGAUCCACGGCGCCCGACACGACUUUUCUCUUCAAGACCCUUCGAUAUCCUACCCGUACCACGAAGACACCGUCUCGGUCGGCGUGCUCAUAGUCGUGGUGCUCGUCGCGCCGGGCGUCAUCACCGCCGCCAUUUCGCUCCUCUUCAUCCCGGGGCCGACGGCAUCUCGAAGAACCCCGAGGGCUUUGAUAUGGCGGCGCAAGAUCUGGGAAUGGAACACGGCGUGGAUGGGUCUGGGACUGGCGCUGGCCUCGGCGUUUCUCAUCACGGAAGGCCUCAAGGAUCUCUCCGGUAAGCCUCGCCCGUUCAUGCUCUCGGUGUGCGACCCGGACACGUCGCCAGAGUCUAUACGCCGGCACCAGGUCGGCGGGCUCGGCUCGUCGCUCGACUCGGCGACGCCCAUCGUCGUGACGUGGCACAUCUGUCGCAACACGGACAAGUCUCAGAUGCGCAACGCCUUUGCAAGUUGGCCCUCUGGCCACUCGAGCUUCAGCUGGGCCGGCAUGCUGUACCUGACUUUCUUCAUCUGCGCCAAAUUCGCCGUUCAGAUCCCCUUCCUCCCGCCCGCCACAAGCCAAACCGACGGUGGCAGCAGACGCUUCAUAUCGACCUUUGACGAGGAGGAGGACUAUUACCCGCCGUACGACCACCGACAGACGUCACGGGUCCAGCGACAGCAACCGCAUAAACCAAGAGGAGAAGACGAGGCAGGGCCCGGGCCGGGAGCGGAGGAGGAACACUCAUCCAACAGCCUCCACUCGGCAGGGACGGCAGGAGUGUCGUCGUCGUCGUCGUCGUCGUCAUCGCGUCUUCCACCGCAUCCUCCGCGCAACGAAGCCGCCGCGCCGCCAAUCUACCUCCUCAUCAUCGCCUUUGUGCCCGUCGGCGUGGCCCUGUUCAUCAGCGUGUCUCGGUGGUUCGACUACCGCCACCACGGCUUCGACAUCAUCUCCGGCUCGCUGAUCGGCAUCUUCACCGCCUGGUUUGGGUUUCGGUGGUACCACCUCCCCAUCCGAGGCGGGAGCGGGUGGUCGUGGGGCGCGCGGAGUCGGGACCGUGCCUUCUGGCUCGGUGUAGGAAGGGCGAGCUAUGUGGGUGACGAAGGGUGGGCGAGUGCUGCAGCCGCCGCCGCCGCCGCCCACAACAACAACCACAACCACGCACGGAGAAACGGUGCCGGCGGCGUAUCCGACGUCGAGGCCACCGCUGGUUCCGAACACGAAACCGUCACAGGCGGAGGGCUGCCGGACCGUCACGAUGCCACGGAGAGGGCGGCUUUGAAUUGA
Exophiala spinifera is the source of this 1419-nucleotide messenger RNA. RefSeq lists its product as uncharacterized. Gene Ontology annotation, molecular function: phosphatidate phosphatase activity. The record is from RefSeq and is a predicted model, not a curated record. Lineage: Eukaryota; Fungi; Ascomycota; Eurotiomycetes; Chaetothyriales; Herpotrichiellaceae. Gene Ontology annotation, biological process: phospholipid metabolic process. The transcript has 2 exons. Bases 1 to 1419 code for a protein of 472 amino acids.